AUUCAUCUUUUAAAUUCAGUUCUAGUAACGGGUUCGCGGCAUAAUUACUGAUUAGUGAAAUAACUUAGUGGUGCACCGCAUUUGGAAAAAUGUCGUGUAAAGAAUACUUAAUAUGUGGACAUAAACAUAGAAUGCUGAAAGAUAUUGCCAAUCGAAACCCAUACGAUAUUUUAACAGGAUUAAGGAAAAAUAUAAAUGUAACAAAAAUUUUGGUUUUCGGCAUAUUAGUCACAACUUUGCAAUUAUUUUAUAACCAAAUAACGAAUAAUGUGAAUAGAAGCUUUUUAAAAAGCAAUAACAUAAUAAUAUCAAAUAAAAGUGCUAAUUCAAAUCUCUUGAAUGUCACAGCAUCAUAUCUUAAUAUGGCAAAUGAUAAUGGAACGCAAUCGAAAUUCUUUAUCUAUACAACACAGUGUCGUAUACCGUAUGUGGAUCCUUUCUCGGAAGAUGUUCUAAAAAUUUUUAAUCCAAAAAAGUACAAGUACACCAAUUGUACAAAGGAUGAAGCUUUCAUUACAAGCAAUUACCAGCUAAAUGCAAGACAAUACAUUCUACACAUGGAUAUGGAGGCAAUAGAGAGAGCGGUGAAGCCGUUAAAUGCCAGCGCAACGGAUGUCCUUUGUUGUUAUCGGGAAAUUGUGAGAGCUGGGAGUGGCCAAAUGGCUGAUUUCACAUAUGACCUCUUAAAUUGCGUCAUAUUCCAUCAGAACUUUAUGGUGCCUCAACACAUCGAUUACAUAAUUACAGAGUGUUACCUCAGGAAGAAUACAAAAACAGCAAUACAAAAGGAUGCAUUCUCUUUCAUACAGUUGCCGAGAGCAAAUGAAUUGAAAAAUAUUACCGACUCUUUAAGUAAGAACAACUCAGCGGCACUGGAUGUGAGGAAACCUAGCAUUUUGUUGUUAGCUAUUGACUCUUUGUCGCGCAUAAAUUUGCGACGCACUAUGCCAGAGACACUUAAGUACCUGCAAAUGAAUCAAUGGUUCGAAUUGCAGGGUUAUAAUAAGAUUGGUGAUAAUACAUACCCAAAUUUAAUGCCGCUUCUCACGUCAUACAAUCAAACAAUAGCUGAUAAGAAAUGUUUGCCCAAAACUGUAGGUGGACUCAAUAAGCCAAUUUGUAAUUUUAUUUGGAACGAUUUUAAGCAAAUCGGUUAUAAAACCGCAUAUGCUGAGGAUACAACUGAGAUGAGUACUUUCAAUUAUCUCAAAAAAGGAUUCGAACAGCCACCGACCGAUUAUUAUCUACGUCCCAUGGCAAUGGCCAUUGAGAAAGAGCUGAAAGUGAUCAAUGAGGCGCGACUGCCUUACUGUGUUGGUCGCAAGCAUUAUGCAGAAUACAUCUAUGAUUAUGCAUUACAAUUUGCGAAUGCCUACCCCGAAGAACCGCUGUUCGGUUUAUUCUGGACAAAUUCCUUUAGUCAUAACGCCUUUGAUACCGAUGCAAAAAUGGAUGCAAGAAUGUUAGAAUAUUUUAAGAAAUUAAAAAGUGAUGGCAUACUGGAGCGUUCGAUUGUGAUAUUCUUUGCAGACCAUGGUAUACGUUUCGGUUCAUUACUUAUGUUAAAAUCAGGAUUUUUAGAGGAAAGACUACCGAUGAUGUUUAUAUCAAUACCGUCGUGGUAUCAGAACGAACAUCCGGAUUUUAUGAAAAACUUACAAAUAAAUCAAAAACGUUUAACCACACCCUAUGAUAUUUACGCGACCAUGAAGCAUAUACUUGAGGUGACACAGCCCGUAAAGCAAUUUCCCAUCCCCAAUUAUACUUUUCAGGGUAUUAGUAUAUUUCGUGAAAUACCUGAGAAUCGCACCUGUAAUGAUGCUGGCAUACCCGAGCAUUGGUGUACCUGUAUACCAUAUGAAGUUGUAUCCACAAGCGAUGCUGUCGCAAAGAACGUAACUGCACUGGUAUUAAAUGAAAUCAAUCAAUAUUUGGUCAAUAAGAAAAUUAGUGAUAAAUGUGCCAAAUUGAAUUUAACAAAAAUCGACAGAGCUGAAAUGAAAAUGUUCAAAGUGCCGAAUGAGUCCACAUAUCGCCUAGAAUUCGAGGUGAAUCCGGAGAAAGCGAGAUUUCGUGCAACAGCAGUUUUAAAUAUAACAACAAAUACAAUCGAAACCAAUGUUGAAGAGAUAUCUCGUCUAAAUUCAUACGAUAACACCUCCAAGUGCAUCGAUUUGAAAGAGGAGCGGAAGUAUUGCAUUUGUCGCAGUUAGUAAAUUAAAUAUUAGUGUAGGAUCUGUUAUUUAUAUUAUAUAGAAAAUGUAAAAACUAUAAAUAAUUUAGUGUUACGUAGAAAGUUACUUAUAUUAUAUUUGCACUAAAAAAUAUUUAGGUAUUUUAGAUAUUAGAGGCAAAAAGAGUUGUUUUUUAUAUUUAUUGUAUAUUAAUAGUAAAGUAAAGCUUUUUACAGUGAAUAAAAUAUUAAUUUAUAUAUAAUAAAAAGUACUCAUUUUUCAUUGGCAGCUUUUAAAAUAUUGAAACCUUUCCAUAUGUUGGACAACAUCAAAUGUCAUAACGAAAAGUGGGUUCAUAGGUUUACAAAAAUGAUGUUUUGGAAAUAUUCUCGCCGAGAUCAAAAAGAAAGUUCCGCUGAGGCAUAAAAUUAUACUCUAGUUUCACCUAAAUAACUAAAUUAUAAAUAUUAGGUCUACAACCUUUAUUUUUCGUUUUCCAAUAGAUAGCUCUAGAGUUAAGCACUAGUCGAUUAAAUCGAUUUUUUUUAUAUCGAUCUUGGACAAUUGUAUUAACAUUAACCCAACAAAAUAUUCUCGACGUUUGCGGGAAUGUCUUUAGGGUCAAGCAGUGGUCGAUUAAAUCGAUUAAAUCGUUUUAUAUCGAUCUUGAACAUUUUUGUCAACAUUAACCCAACAAAAUAUUUGUUGAAAUCUGUUUGCAUCCCAAACUUAUACUCAACUGAAAAUGUCACUUUGUGAGCGAAAUUCUCGACAUUUGCGGGAAAUUUUGCUUUUCUUUUUUAAUUCCAAGAAAAGUGCGGCUCAUCGACAUUUGUAACCGUUUUUAUAAAAAAAAACGGCAGAAGCAAAGUUGUAGACUAUUAAGAGUCAAAAUGUGUCAUUAACAGAAUAAUACUUUUUUAUAGGAAUGUAUAGGAAAUUUAUAUAUUGUA
Zeugodacus cucurbitae (melon fly) is the source of this 3127-nucleotide messenger RNA. RefSeq lists its product as uncharacterized. The record is from RefSeq and is a predicted model, not a curated record. Lineage: Eukaryota; Metazoa; Arthropoda; Insecta; Diptera; Tephritidae. The transcript is spliced from 4 exons. The coding region runs from base 90 to 2213 and encodes 707 amino acids.